AUGGCCAGCACUGUCGCGGCCCAACCUCGCUGCGUCAUCCAGCCCAAGUAUGAGUUUGAUCCUAAUGCUGCGUACGCAGAUCCUGAAGUCCAAGCUUGGGCUGCCUAUUAUGCUCAUGGGGGUACCGAUCCUGCCGGUACCAUUCACUUUAUCUCUGUUCCCGGUUUGAAAACGACAGAUGGAGGCCAAAAGAACCACAAAGACCACAUUUCGAGCGUGAUGCAAUCUCGUCCUUCCCUAACGAUCGACACGGAUUUUCCAGGCCCCAGCACACCCAUUCCGCGGUCUGUUCGAGCAGACUCAGACGACCUACAGCACCUGCGGACUACAUACGGAAUCGUGGAGUGUCAUCCGGUCAAUGAUGUGACCGUCAAAUGCAACUUCAACCCCACCGGCGUGGACGAGCUCGCUGUCAAUGGUGGAGCGGUGGUUUGUGUUAUUCACCAGUUUCACGACCAAUGGUCCUUUGUUAAGGAUCGGGAAGGAAAGCGGGGAAUGGUGCCGUCUGAAUACCUACAGUUGGAAGAGUCGUCAGAAAUAUUGCGGUUGCCGUGGCCCAGAACUCCGAGCUCUAUGUCAAGGCUUAAUCCUGUUCGGUCGCCAGAUUCUGCAGAGCCUCCCCAGCAGUUACCCGUUUUUACCCUCCGCUCGAAGCGGAAGUCAAAAAGGAGCAUCUUAGGCCUGCUAGAACUCUUACAUUUCAGCAAACGGAAACAAGGAGACUCAAGCAAUUCGAAAACUUCUCUGCCUCCGAUAACCACACCAUUCAACCUUGACCUCGACCGGCGGCCUCGAUCCGCAUUGAAGAAAUCUUUGUCUUUGAAGGGCAAACAAAAGGAAACGCCUGAGUUGCAGAGAAGAGUGAGAUUUGACUCCGCACUCAACGAAAGGUUCCUCUACGAAAGCACUAGCGAUAUUGCCUCUAUCAUAUCGCCCUCCGUGAGCCAAUUCUCAGAUGAUUCGGUGGUCGAAACCCCCCUUUCUAUGCAGUUAUCAGACUCAGAAUCAGGAUCAAACAAUCCUUCGUUCACAGGCUCACUACCGCCGUCGUACGAUGAACUGUUUUCUCUUUUUCGUCGACCCCUUCCCGAUAUCCCGACGGAGAUUUCCCACUUUCCUCCCUUAUCUUUCGGAGAUAUUAAGGAGCAGCAAACCAGCCUCACUUUGGAUUCAAAAUCUCACGGAGAAGGAAACGUACCCGUGGAAGUGCACGUCAAGCCUGUUUCACCUUCUAUGGACUCUCUGGACCCGUCGAUCGUGAGACCUGAAGCGGUUGUUUGUAUUCCCGUAUUCCUUCCAGAGGAUAUUGCCUCUGAAACUAUUAUCUAUCGAAACAUUCUAUCGCUCCUAGUCAAAGAGGUCUCGUCCACCGAUACACUACGGACAACGCUUCAUGAAUACAUUGUAACACUACGACCUCUGGAUCGUGUGUCGAGUCUUCUUCAGAGUCGUGAUUACCGCGCAAAUCUUUUGCAGGUCGCGUCAGCUUUGGACAUUUCCGAAGAUGCAAGGAUACGGGAAGCUCUACAAAAGGACGAACAUGAAAUUGCUGGAUUGCUGGAUGCUAUUUCACAUUCCGAAGUAUCUAAAGCGGCUGUGUUGCGGUUGGAAGGAGAAGAUGCUCAGAAGUUCUUGGAUGUCGUUCAGGAUGUUCUCGACAAGGCAUACUUGCUCAAUCAGGAUGACAACGCUAGGGCGAGGCGCCUUCUUGUAAAAUUAUCCGAGACUUGCGACAAACUUCCGCUUUCGUUGUUCAUCAAAGGCGUUGAACGAGCAGAUGAACAAGCCACCUUUGGAGGGGGAUUUGGGGAUGUCUACCGGGCUUCGUAUAACGGUCAGUACGUCGCCCUCAAAAGAAUGAGAAUCUUCUCGAGGGAUCCUGGGCUUCCUAAUAUACGCAGGCGAUUCUGCAAGGAAGCACUCAUCUGGCAGCAGUUGAAAAGUUCGUUCGUUGUACCAUUUUUGGGGAUAGAUGCAGAGACGUUCCCGUCCUUCUUAUGUAUGGUUUCACCAUGGAUGAGACAUGGCACUGUAUUGAAGCAUCUUGCCGACCAUGGUAGGAAUGGAGUUGAUAAGCGGUUGUACGAAGUUGCUCAAGGAUUAUCCUAUCUUCACUCUCAAAAGAUCGCUCAUGGCGACCUGCGUGGUUCUAAUAUCCUUAUCAACGACGAGUGGCAAGCAUGCCUUACCGAUUUUGGACUGACAGUUUUCGACGAUGCUACUGCACUGACAUUCACCUCUCGACGGGAAGGUUCUGUGAGAUGGAUGGCUCCAGAGCUGCACGACCCCGAAUCUUUCGGUCUGGAUAGAUUCCGGCUUACACCUGAGACUGAUAUUUAUGCUUUCGGGUGUGUCUGUUUGGAGUUGUACACCGGCCGCCCACCGUUUGUGGACAUACUGCGAGAUCCCGCUGUGAUCUUCAAGGUUAUUCAAGGAGGGCGUCCUAGCCGACCGAUGGGUGAGGGAGGAAUGUCAGAUCAGCUUUGGAAGGUGGUGGAGAUGUGUUGGAGUCAACACUUUGCAGACAGGUUGAAGACGGAAGAGGUUGUCGAGUUCACCAAGAGGUUGAGUGAUCCGGAUACUAAGUUCCUGGACCUUCCAGUGUUUUCUGAAGUUCCUCAGAGCCUUUUGUUGUCAAAUGAGGACGAGGACGACGACGGCUCUCUCGACAUGAAUGCAGAAGAGGAUACCCUUGUCAAAAAAUCGCUCGCGAAUGCUCUAUAUCUCCAAGGCGAACUCUCCAUUUCCAAUGAUUCCCUGUUUACCCAAUCGCUGCAUCUAUUCCCAAACAUUCCAGGGGGACCUUUCCCUACUGAUUCGCCAAUUGUUUAUACUCUCGACGAAGAAGACGAAGAAGACGAAGAAGACGACGUGGAUGGUCCUUCAAUAUCAGUGGUCGAUAUGGAAGUAACUCGUUUCCCCCCCGUACUACCCCUCCGCAAGUCCAGCCUAUCCAUGCUCUCCAUUACACCGGCAUCGCGGUCAGUGACGCCCGACUUACCUGAGGUCUUGAAUGACUACUGGAGUAUCGUGGAUCAGCUAGACAGCGCGCUGGAUAAUGAUUUCUCCUUGACCCUUGAUUUUGAACCAGCGGAAGCUGGCAAGGCAGGAGAUCCUUCCCCGACCCCUCGUUCUGCUACUGCCGAGAACAUCGAUCUUAAAGCCGAAACUUGCAAUGAAGUCACUCAACGUCCCUUUUCUCGCUCUACCAUUCUUGACCUUCUUUUAUUAGCUGUUUUAGCAUCGGCGUUCGUCGUUUCCAUGUCCUCCCUUACCUGA
This is a messenger RNA of Marasmius oreades (fairy-ring Marasmius), 3279 nucleotides long. RefSeq lists its product as uncharacterized. Gene Ontology annotation, biological process: protein phosphorylation. Gene Ontology annotation, molecular function: ATP binding; protein kinase activity; protein binding. Lineage: Eukaryota; Fungi; Basidiomycota; Agaricomycetes; Agaricales; Marasmiaceae. The coding region runs from base 1 to 3279 and encodes 1092 amino acids. The record is from RefSeq and is a predicted model, not a curated record. The transcript has 12 exons.